AUGGAUCUUGUGGCGGGCAAGAUGGGGUCUUAUUGGUUGGGUCAACAAGCCAACAGCCAGCUCAGCUCCGUCAGCAAUGAUAUCAACUCAUUAUCAACAAGCAUUGAAGGAGGAACCAAGUGGUUAGUUAACAAGGUGAAAGGAAAAGCGCAGAAGCCAUUAACAGAACUCCUCAAGGAGCAUGACUUCCCAGUAGGUUUAUUUCCUCGGGAGGCCACGGAUUAUGAAUUCAAUGAGGAGACAAAGAAGCUUCUUGUCCACAUUCCAUCGGCCUGCGAAGUAACAUACAGGGAUCAAUCUGUAAUGCGCUUCGCAACUACGGUAACCGGAAAUUUGGAGAAAGGGAAGCUAUCUGAUAUAGAUGGAAUAAAGACUAAGUUUAUCAUAUGGCUCAAGGUAAGCAUUAUUUCUUCUGAAGAAGGCAAGCUCAACUUUUAUGUUGGUAUAACAAGAUCACGAGACAGAAGUGCCUAUGAGUUUGUGAGAGAUGGAGUAACUGUCGAUAAGUUCUAAUAGUAAUCGCUUUAAUUUGUCUGCCUGUCAA
Andrographis paniculata is the source of this 544-nucleotide messenger RNA. RefSeq lists its product as uncharacterized. The coding region runs from base 1 to 513 and encodes 170 amino acids. Lineage: Eukaryota; Viridiplantae; Streptophyta; Magnoliopsida; Lamiales; Acanthaceae. The record is from RefSeq and is a predicted model, not a curated record. The transcript is spliced from 3 exons.